AUGACUGAUCGUCUGGCUAACGGAGAUCAACAAAUGCUCUUAGAGACCCUGAAGCAGAUAGAAAUCAUAAACAGUCCUUUGCCAUUAGAGGCAGUUGUCAAAAAGGAGAAAAAUGUCCACAAAGAUUAUAAGUAUGAUUACGCUGAGGAGCAGGAACAACGAAAAGCCAGGCACACGCAAACCCAUGAAACUGACAGCGAAAUAGAGAGGAUGCGGUUGGAGUUUGAGCUGACCAUACUGAAGCGGCAGCAUGAGGAGAAUGACAGGCAACGGCUGCAUGAGGAAAAGAUGGAGCACAUACGCCAGGGAUCUCCCUCCAGGAGUGGUGCUCAUGUGGAAGAGGAGCAGUUUGUGGGUAAGCUGGACCCCAUUACAGAAAUUGAACUGGAGAAGUUGCGCAUGGAGUUUGAACUGGCCAAACUGAAGCACAUCUCUGAGGAGAAUGAGAAGCAACGACAACAUGAGCAAAAACUAUAUGAAGAGAAAGAGAAACAGAGGCAGCAUGAAGAGAAGAUGGAGCAAAUGCGCCAGAGGCAAGGAAACCUCCAUAUAGUGAGCCAGAAAGUAUCUGGGUGCAGCCCAGCAGAAGCCACAACUGAAACAGCUUCUGUGGCCUUUACUGAGAUGGGUAAGAUGAGGAUAGAGCUCCAGCUGGCUUUGGAGGUAUAUAGGCCGGAGAUGAAAGAAAAGAAGCUCUCAGGUGAGCAAAAUGGGCAUCAAGAGACCCCAAAAUGUGAACAGCAAUUAGAGACCACCUCAGAGGUAAAAAAAGCCAAUAUGCCCCCAGAGCAACGGAAUGAUGGGGUGACUGAACACCUGGGCCUGCAGGUGCCACGCAUUGUGGUCAAUGGGGCAGAGUCACAAUGGUCCAGCAGUAGACUGGACUUGGCCAUCGAGACAGAGCUGGAAAAGAGGCGGAUGGAGUUUGAACUAACGAGGCUGAGAUAUGAGCAUGAAGAGAAUGAACGUCAGCGCCAGCAUGAGCAGAAAAUGGAGCAGUUGCGUCAGCAACGACAACAUGAGGAGAAAAUGGAGGAAAUGAGGUUGCAGGCACCAUCAGGACAGGUUUCAGGAGGUGGCCAUCAUUUCCUCUUACCACAUGACCCGCUUACCUUAUUCUUAUACUGCUUCAUCUUCAUACACCUCAUCUAUAUAGCAAAAGAGCUUAUCUUCUUCUUUUUUAAGAAGCACGGGAUGUUUGCCAUUGGUGCUGUCCUAAUAUUUGCAAUUAAGAUAUUCUGGAAUUAG
This is a messenger RNA of Notechis scutatus (mainland tiger snake), 1248 nucleotides long. It is a transcript of the gene TMEM247, whose product is annotated as transmembrane protein 247. Lineage: Eukaryota; Metazoa; Chordata; Lepidosauria; Squamata; Elapidae. The record is from RefSeq and is a predicted model, not a curated record. Gene Ontology annotation, cellular component: endoplasmic reticulum.